AUGAACUCACCAAAACACGCCAGCUCUUUGGCUACUCCUCCGUCUACUCCAGGCACGCCUCACGUGGAUUCUGCGUCUCUUGCAUCUUCCAAGUCACCACCGGCAUGGAAUUCACGAUGCCGGAAAACCGACCAGAAAUCGAAGAAUCGGACAGCAAUUUUCAAUACAAUGAAUCUCCAUCAAGCCUGCAAGAGCUCCAAAUUUAACGUCAAAGUCUUAUCCAACACGACUGGAAAGCCACCACGAAGGCUUUUGAGGCGACACAAGCAGUUCACAUACUGGAAUCAAGUUUCCAUGUUGACCGACGAUUGUGAAGAACCAGAGUCCGAUAGAUGCGAGAGAGUUUAUCAUGCGUGA
Molecule: messenger RNA, 357 nt
Organism: Cylindrotheca closterium
Lineage: Eukaryota; Bacillariophyta; Bacillariophyceae; Bacillariales; Bacillariaceae
Source: the annotation of a GenBank genome assembly